AAUGUAUGAAAACAUGUCCACAAUGGUGUAUUUAAAGGAAGAGAAGUUGGAGAAGCUUACUCAAGAUGAAAUCAUUGCCAAAACUAAGCAAGUGAUUAAUGGACUAGAGGCACUGAAGAAUGAACACAAUUCAAUUUUACAGAGCUUACUUGAAACACUGAAAUGUUUGAAGAAAGAUGAUGAAACUAAUCUGGUUGAAGAAAAAUCAAACAUGAUUCGAAAGUCACUGGAAAUGCUGGAGCUUGGCCUUAGUGAAGCACAGGUAAUGAUGGCCUUGUCAAAUCACUUAAAUGCAGUGGAAUCAGAGAAGCAGAAAUUGCGGGCUCAGGUUCGCCGGCUAUGCCAGGAGAAUCAGUGGCUACGGGAUGAACUAGCCAAUACCCAGCAGAAACUACAGAAAAGUGAGCAGUCUGUAGCUCAGCUGGAGGAAGAAAAGAAACAUCUAGAAUUCAUGAAUCAGUUAAAAAAAUACGAUGAUGAUAUUUCACCAUCAGAGGAUAAAGAUACGGAUUCCACCAAAGAGCCUUUGGAUGAUCUGUUUCCCAAUGAUGAAGAUGACCAAGGACAAGGAAUUCAACAGCAGCAUAGCAGUGCAGCAGCUGCUGCCCAGCAAGGUGGCUAUGAAAUUCCAGCAAGAUUACGGACCCUACAUAAUCUUGUUAUCCAGUAUGCUUCCCAAGGUAGAUAUGAGGUUGCUGUACCUCUCUGUAAACAAGCUCUUGAAGAUCUGGAGAAGACUUCGGGUCAUGACCAUCCUGAUGUUGCCACUAUGUUGAACAUACUUGCUUUGGUGUACAGAGACCAGAACAAAUACAAAGAUGCAGCAAAUCUCUUGAAUGAUGCCUUGGCCAUCCGUGAAAAGACUUUGGGCAAAGAUCAUCCAGCGGUGGCAGCAACUCUUAACAAUCUUGCAGUACUUUAUGGUAAACGGGGAAAGUACAAAGAAGCAGAACCGUUGUGUAAGCGAGCUCUGGAAAUCAGAGAAAAGGUCCUGGGGAAAGAUCACCCUGAUGUUGCCAAGCAAUUAAAUAACUUGGCUUUGCUAUGCCAGAACCAGGGUAAAUACGAGGAGGUUGAAUAUUACUAUCAGAGGGCACUUGAAAUCUACCAAACUAAGCUGGGACCAGAUGAUCCAAAUGUUGCAAAAACAAAGAACAAUCUGGCAUCCUGCUAUCUAAAACAGGGCAAGUUUAAGCAAGCGGAAACUUUAUACAAAGAGAUUCUUACUCGCGCUCAUGAACGGGAAUUUGGCUCUGUAGAUGAUGAAAAUAAGCCUAUCUGGAUGCAUGCAGAAGAGAGGGAAGAAUGCAAAGGAAAGCAAAAAGAUGGCACGUCUUUUGGAGAAUAUGGUGGCUGGUACAAAGCUUGCAAAGUUGACAGUCCAACAGUAACAACUACUUUAAAGAACCUUGGGGCACUUUACAGACGACAGGGCAAAUUUGAAGCUGCUGAAACAUUAGAAGAGGCAGCAAUGAGAUCUCGUAAACAGGGUCUUGACAAUGUUCACAAACAGAGAGUGGCCGAGGUGCUGAACGACCCUGAGAGCAUGGAGAAGCGGCGGAGCAGAGAGAGCCUCAACGUGGAUGUGGUAAAGUACGAGAGUGGCCCUGAUGGCGGCGAGGAAGUGAGUAUGAGCGUAGAGUGGAACGGGGCCUAGAUGCCUUUUGUGAUUCUUAUACUGUCUCCUGCAUGACGGGCGUGCACCAUCUUCAAGCUUUAACUUCUCUCUUCAGUACUGACUGCUGUGUUUUAGCAAACCCCUUAAGAUUCUUGUCAGAGCUACACUUCCCUCUAAACUGGCCAUUCCUUCAGUGCUGGUGUCGUUUUUGGUUUUCUAUUUCUGUACCUGUGUAGCUUUGCCAGAUAUGUAUCUAGUCAUACCAAAUGUUAUUACAACCAUUUGCUGUGUAAUACAUUAGUAAAAAAAAACCAAACAAGUAACAAUGACCUUUAUAAGUAGCUGUUCACUAUGGAAUAAAGGUAGUUAAAAGUAUCACACAAGGUAUUAUUGAAAUGGCAUGAUGGUGAUCUUUACAGGAGAAAAACCAAACCGUAAAAGUAAAGCAUGUUCUCCAAGUGCUUUAAAAUGUAUUUAGAGACCUAUUAUAUGGUUAACAUCAAUAUGGAACUCUGGAUGUCUUCACUUACAAUUAUUCUAAAGUAGCAUUGCUGUUUAGUCUUUGUGUGAGAUUUUGGCAAUUAUGCUUUUCUCUACUAAUCUUGGUGUUCAGUGAUUUGUGUAUUUGUCUUUCUAACUUCUAAUAAACUCACUCCAACUCAGGUGUCUGUCUUUGCUUAGUAGUGCUUUUUUCUUUUUCAACUCUUCUUUCAUAAUUACAUAGGUUUUCUGUGGAGUAGGAAGUGGUCACUUCUAAUCUUACUAAACUGUUGGGGUUUUGUAAGAGUAAAACAUUUAAAAAUAGAAUUGUGGUCACUCUUGAGAGUUUCUCUGGGUCAGCACAGCAGUGUAAAACUUGAAUGCAAUAUAUGAAAAAUCAAUUUCAUUGUGGUUUACAUUUUCUUUGGUAAAAGUUAAAAAAGAAGCACAGGACUUUGACCAUAAGUAUUUCUGAUUAGAAAUAUUUUUGUUUAGGGAUUUCAGAGUUAAUUAAAUAUGUUUGCAAGUAAUGUAGUUAUUUAUUAAGAACAAAACAUGGUUUUUUUCUUAGACUGAUGGAAUGCUUUUGCUUGGGGCUUGUACUCUGUUAACCACGGUGUGCUCAUAUGAAAUGGUGGUGGUGAAUUGUUGGACUACUGUGAUGGGUUUUUAUUAAUGAUGAAUUGUGGCUUGAGCAUGUCUUCACAUUUAGAAAUCUUUGUCACACUUUGGAAGGACCCCUUUUGCUUUGGUAAAGUUGUGGCUAUAUGGUAUUACACGUUUAGGUAAAUGUAUAUAGUAUGAGUAUAUAGUAAUAUCAAUUAAAAAGUAAUAAUUCAUCACUGAAAUGUUUUGCACCCAGGCUUGUGGGAGGGCAGCAGGCUCCUGCAGUU
Ficedula albicollis (Collared flycatcher) is the source of this 2991-nucleotide messenger RNA. It is a transcript of the gene KLC1, whose product is annotated as kinesin light chain 1. The record is from RefSeq and is a predicted model, not a curated record. Gene Ontology annotation, cellular component: kinesin complex; cytoplasm; membrane-bounded organelle. Lineage: Eukaryota; Metazoa; Chordata; Aves; Passeriformes; Muscicapidae. The coding region runs from base 2 to 1657 and encodes 551 amino acids. Gene Ontology annotation, biological process: axo-dendritic transport. Gene Ontology annotation, molecular function: kinesin binding. The transcript has 13 exons.